Messenger RNA from Coccidioides posadasii C735 delta SOWgp, 276 nucleotides. The record is from RefSeq and is a predicted model, not a curated record. NCBI's taxonomy places the organism in Eukaryota, Fungi, Ascomycota, Eurotiomycetes, Onygenales, Onygenaceae.
AUGGGUGGUCAAUCUAGAGAAGGUUUGUUUUCAACUGGAACCACCACCGCUCUUUUGAUUUUUCAUCGACUGAUUGAAGGAUCUGUUACAGGCGGCAAAGCCAAACCCCUCAAGGCUGCUAAGAAGGAAAGGAAAGAACUGGAUGACGAUGAUCUCGCCUUCAGAGAGAGGCAGAAAGCAGAGGCCAAAGCCAGAAAGGAAAUGGCUGAUAAAGCGAAGGGCAAGGGCCCGAUGAAUACCGGCCAACAAGGAAUCAAGAAGUCCGGUAAAAAGUGA